Messenger RNA from Colletotrichum higginsianum IMI 349063, 1011 nucleotides. RefSeq lists its product as uncharacterized. NCBI's taxonomy places the organism in Eukaryota, Fungi, Ascomycota, Sordariomycetes, Glomerellales, Glomerellaceae. Gene Ontology annotation, biological process: canonical NF-kappaB signal transduction. The coding region runs from base 1 to 1011 and encodes 336 amino acids. The transcript has a single exon. The record is from RefSeq and is a predicted model, not a curated record.
AUGACGAGCCCGCCAGCAUCGCCGCGAAGGCGGCACAUUCUAUCAUCAGUCAACCCCGAAGAGCGUCGUGAGCCGGCGCCGCGACUCACCAAGCACAGCUCGCCCGCUCCCGGCGCAACUGAACCAAAAGGGGAAGAGACAUCAGCGGCAGGCGAUGGCGAAAACCUACAGCCUAAGCCAUCUCGUAUCCGGCUGAAGUCGAAACACUCGAGGUCGAGCCGGUCGCAUCGCGACCGCGACCGCGACGAUGCCGAGGACCGUUCCUCCCAUCACCGUCACCACCACCGUCGGCGACAUCGAAGGCGAUCGCGAUCCCCGACCCCGCCCGACCCCUACGAACAAAAGCCCCUCGACCCGGAUGCCGCGUUUCGCGAAUCCCUCUUCGACGCGAUGGCCGAUGAUGAAGGUGCGGCGUAUUGGCAAGGCGUCUACGGACAGCCGAUACACGUUUACUCUAACGAGCGGCCCGGCCCAGAGGGUGAGCUGGAGCGAAUGACGGAUGAAGAGUAUGCCCAGCACGUCCGGCAGAAGAUGUGGGAGAAGACGCACCAGGGCCUGAUCGAGGAGAGGGCCCGUCGGGAGGAGGCGCGGAAACGCAAGAGUGAGGAAGAGAAGCGGAAUCGAAAACUGCAGGAAGACAUGGAGCGAAGCCUCCGCCGCGGAGAGGAGCGCCGCAGGAAGAGAAUGUGGACGCAGCUCUGGGAGGAAUAUGCGCAGGCCUGGUCUGACUGGGCCAAUGACGUGGACAAGAUACCGUGGCCCGUGGAGAGCAGGCUGCGCAGGGACAUCGGUGAGAAGGAGGUCAGGCGGUUCAUUGUCAAUGGGCUGGCGGUGGAGGAGGUUGGCGAGAAGGAGUUCGCCGCGAAGCUACGCGAGGAACGUGUGCGGUGGCACCCGGACAAGAUGCAGCAGAAGCUCGGCGGGCAGGUGGAUGACGGUGUCAUGAAGGACAUCACGGCAGUUUUCCAAAUCAUUGAUAAGUUAUGGGCAGAUACCCGGUCGAAGGCGUAG